CGCCGAGGAGCCUAUACAGGCUGUGUGCUGUGUAGAUCGCGGGAUCACCGGAGACCCGGAUGGUGUAUGUAGGACCGUUUCCGGGCGCAGGGCUGCAUGAUAGCGCGGUUUCAGUUAGACACAUUUUUAAGAGUUUUACUGUUAAACUGCUGAGUAAAGAUGUCCCGCGGGUCCAGCGCUGGGUUUGAUCGACACAUUACUAUAUUCUCUCCAGAGGGAAGACUCUAUCAAGUAGAAUAUGCAUUUAAGGCCAUUAACCAAGGUGGUCUCACAUCAGUCGCUGUACGGGGUAAAGACUGUGCAGUUGUGGUCACGCAAAAAAAAGUUCCAGACAAGCUUCUGGAUUCUUCAACGGUCACUCAUCUGUUCAGAAUAACAGAAAGCAUUGGCUGUGUAAUGUCGGGGAUGACAGCUGACAGCAGGUCCCAGGUGCAGAGAGCACGCUAUGAAGCAGCUAACUGGCAGUAUAAGUAUGGUUUUGAGAUUCCAGUCGACAUGCUUUGUAAGAGAAUUGCUGACAUCUCUCAAGUUUACACACAGAAUGCAGAAAUGAGGCCACUUGGCUGCUGCAUGAUUGUGAUUGGUUUGGAUGAAGAAUAUGGACCCCAGGUGUAUAAGUGCGACCCAGCAGGCUAUUACUGCGGCUUCAAGGCCACUGCAGCUGGGGUCAAACAGACUGAAGCCAUCAGCUUCCUGGAGAAGAAAGUGAAGAAAAAACAUGAUUGGACCUUUGAGCAAACAAUUGAGACGGCCAUCAGCUGUCUGUCUACGGUGCUUUCCAUUGAUUUCAAGCCAUCUGAGCUGGAAGUGGGCAUUAUUACAGCAGAUGACCCCAAAUUCAGGAUUCUCACCGAGUCAGAAGUGGACACACACUUGGUGUCUCUGUCUGAGCGAGACUGAGCUCCUGUAAAGCUUUAGAUGUGUAGGUUCAUGUUCUAGAGUGAUGCAAACUGUGUUCCCGUGUAGAUUUCCCCCCUGUUGAAUUAAAGAUGGUUUUGGAGAAAAAAAAA
Molecule: messenger RNA, 1010 nt
Organism: Astyanax mexicanus (Mexican tetra)
Lineage: Eukaryota; Metazoa; Chordata; Actinopteri; Characiformes; Acestrorhamphidae
Product: proteasome subunit alpha type-6
Exons: 7
Coding region: 160-900 (246 amino acids)
Biological process (GO): ubiquitin-dependent protein catabolic process
Cellular component (GO): proteasome core complex; proteasome core complex, alpha-subunit complex; nucleus
Source: RefSeq, a predicted model, not a curated record